GAGGGCCACGUUGACAUUCCCACCUUUGCUGCCAUAUUUAUCCAUGACGAGCUUGCGGUCAUUGUCAUUGUCCAGCAUUCGCCGGCCAUUGGCAUGCUAGACGUCGCCGGCCACCGACACGAUCAAGGCCAAAGCCAUGCGACUCCUCCUCUCCGCCGCCCUCCAUCUCGCAACGUGUCUGGCCCUGCCCAUCGGGUAUACAGCCAGCGUGGGCGACCGCGAAGAGCCACAACAGCAACAAAACUCCAUAGACGUGAUCAAAUACUCUCACGACUCGGCAUUCGUUGACUUCUCCAUCCCGUCUCCAUCCCGCAACAACCCCUCACGGCCCGACGAGUCUUGGCGCUUCCAACUCCACUUCCCUCCAGCCCGGGAUAACUCCACGCUAACCAUCUCCCUCAACGACCAACUCUUUCCACUGGGAGAAGGCCCUCUGUCUACCACUCUCGCCAGUAGUGUCAACACCUCCAGCAACUCAGGUCUGGUCCGUUUGAUAGACUACACACUCUCCACCAAUUUCACCUCGUCUGUCGGUCCUGGUGACACCUCGCCUUUUUACGUAGCAGUGCAAGGCUCGUCGGCCCUUCCACUAGCCUUCACCGUCAUCAUGCAAUCCGACCUGGAAACGCCUCGCCUCCUUGCCCUUUACUCGGACUCGGCAUCCGACAUGAUUCGCUUCGAUGACCACUCCGACUCAUACAGCGUCUCUGAUAAUGCCCGCGCUGAAGAUUCGUCUUCCACCUUUGACCUAGCCAAUGAACUGGAAUCACUACGUCUGCUGGAAGACGAAGCAAGCGACAUCCAACGGCAAAUCACCGCCAAGAAGCAAACCAUCUCGACCCGAAUGCGAGACAACCGAAACAACAUGUGUCUGAAGCAUCUCGUCGCCGAAUGCGAAGGGGUGCUAUGCGCAGCUCGUGUCGUCGCGCAACGCAUAUGCGACAAAAUGAACAUCAACGUCGACCCGGCCUUUGGCUUCACCGCCAUGAGUUUCCCCUCGGACCGACCGCUCUUGCGUGCAUCGAUGACAAACAGACAUACAUCCCAACGCCCCAGCUACCGGCAGCACCAACAAAGCAUCGGCCUCAACCCACUCAACGCAACAUCGGGUUUCCAGCGACUCGAAACAAUCCCAGAAGUCGACCCUACCCAUUUCGAAGACUCGCCCAAUCCCGUCAUUCAUGUUCUACAAGCCCUCGCUGGCUUGCUUGGCCUCACAGCCCUCUGGGUCCUCAUCAAGUCGAAAUGCACAUCCGCACGAACCAAAGUAGAGCGAGCCGCAGAUCGCGAAGAACGACGGAACCGCCGCACCUACCGCCGAGCAGCCCGACGCGCCAUCAUGCGGCAGCGCUGGGACGACCUGGUGCGCGCCGUGAGCUGCUUCCGCGCCCCCAAAAACGAGCCUCGAUUCGAAGACUACGAGGAGAAGCGCGCGCUCAUCCUGCAAGACGCCUUCCUCGAGCAGGAGGCAGACCAUGCGGAGAAAGCAGACAUCAUGGAAGCGGAGAUUCGUGAGCUACGACACGCGCACGACAUCGUCGCCAGCCUGGUCAUCGGCGACGAUCUCCCCGCACCGCAUCACGACCCUGCGCCUCCUCUCGUACCAUUGCCCUAUGCGCUGUCGCGAGUAAGCACGCAGUACACCCUUCCAUCAUACACCUCCGAAACCCUCCCAGACUACGCAUCCCGAAUAUCACGCGAGCGGAGAUUGAGUGGCUUCACAAUUGGAUCCUUCACCCCUUCCACGUCAUCGGCAGAAGAGGAAAGCAAAGGUCUAAGCCGAGCGGCAUCCUGUUCAGCCGUCGGCAGACCCUCACGAUCAGAGAACAGCGGGAGCAGCGUGAUUGAUAUCUCGACUCGGCCGAGCGGCGAGACGAUACGGACUGAGCGGCCUUGGGUUUAUUUGUGAUGUUAACAUACGGCGUUCGGAAUGCAUAAUGCGGCGAGGGAUUUACAUGACACCACCUAAUUGAUGGGAUCACACCAACGACACGAAUUGUAACGCUAGGUAAUUACGCAAGAAGGAAGAGAUCGGUGUAGCUAGCGCAUUGUAUACCAAAUGAAAAGCGCAGCAACACGCAACAUCUACAUCCAUCCAAACACAUCCACCCUAAGCAGCAGCAGGCGCAGCCCUCGCCCCCCUUCCAGUCCCCGUAGCAGCCCUCUCACUCCGCCCCCUCCUCUCCUUCUUAAAACACCCAAACUCCCCCUUCGUCCCCUCGCGCAGCUUCUUCAAA
Messenger RNA from Neohortaea acidophila, 2237 nucleotides. RefSeq lists its product as uncharacterized. The record is from RefSeq and is a predicted model, not a curated record. NCBI's taxonomy places the organism in Eukaryota, Fungi, Ascomycota, Dothideomycetes, Mycosphaerellales, Teratosphaeriaceae. The coding region runs from base 137 to 1909 and encodes 590 amino acids. The transcript is spliced from 3 exons.